Molecule: messenger RNA, 1636 nt
Organism: Notolabrus celidotus (New Zealand spotty)
Lineage: Eukaryota; Metazoa; Chordata; Actinopteri; Labriformes; Labridae
Gene: dio1
Product: iodothyronine deiodinase 1
Exons: 4
Molecular function (GO): thyroxine 5'-deiodinase activity
Source: RefSeq, a predicted model, not a curated record
CCGAGUGGGCGUUAACCGACAUGUUAAACACUCGGAUGGAAACUUAGAAAGAAACACUGCGGUCAAGGCAGAUCUCCACCAAGAAGCAAACAUGAUUAUGCAAAAACUGAUGGUGUAUUUGUCGACAGCAUGGAUGUUGUGCUUUAUGAUAGGAGUGAACUUCAUACUCCUGAUCAUUGGUUUUAUAUCACCAAAACUCUCAAAGAAGAUAAUCCUGAAAAUGGGUGAAAAGACCACGAUGACUCAGAAUCCCAACUUUAAGUUUGAAGACUGGGGCCAUACGUUCUGCUCAUUACAAUUCAUCAAAACAGCAGCUCAGCACAUAUGGUUGUCGCUAGGACAAGAAGCUUUUGUGGGAGGAGAAGCUCCGGACUCACCUGUGGUCACCAUGGAGGGAGCCAAGUCAAGUGUUUGCAAGUUCUUGAAAGGCAACAGACCGCUGGUGCUGAGUUUCGGGAGUUGCACCUGACCCCCGUUUAUCUUCAAACUUGAGGAGUUCAAGCAACUCGUCAAGGACUUCAGUGAUGUAGCUGACUUUCUUGUUAUUUAUAUCGCUGAGGCCCAUUCAUCAGAUGGUUGGGCCUUUACCAACAACUAUGAUAUCAACCAGCACCAGAGCGUGGAGGACAGGCUCUCUGCAGCACGGAUCCUGCUUCAGAAGGAGCCCCUUUGUCCUGUGGUUGUGGAUGAAAUGGACAAUGUCGCUGCCACAAAGUACGGUGCUCUACCUGAGAGGCUUUACAUUUUGCAGGCUGGGAAAGUUGUCUACAAGGGUGUUGUGGGUCCUUGGGGCUACAAUCCAAUGGAGGUGCGUUCAUUCCUGGAGAAGAUGAAGUAAGGAUUCCAGUUGGGUCAUGUUUUUUCCACCAUGUUGUUUUUAUGUGAAGAGGUCUCUUGAGUUCAAGAGGGGAUGAUAUUGCUGACAUAACAGAAUACCAUACUGCUUGUAUGUUUACUUAAGAAUUUCAUCAAUAUACUGUCACAUCUGCAUGUAGUUUUUCAGCUGUUCUCUAUCAUUUCUUACAUCAGCAACAAGUAGAAAUAUCAAAAACUGUCCACUAAUGUUCAGACUCUCCUGUACAAUGAAAAUGUAUCUUAACUGACAACCUCUGAACUGGAGCUCAGCGCUCAGUGUUUCGUAGUGACGGCUACAGUUUAAACCGUUGGCCUCUGUAGCCUGAUGAAGUUAAACACGGAGACACUCCAGUGAAAAGCUUGUCUUUGAGAUUUCUGAGCAUGCACAGAAGAUGCAUUAACAUUAGCUUCCACAGUUUGAAAGGCUCUAAGAUGUAAGGUAAUGACAACACUUAUUUUCCACUUUCCUCUCGCAGGUUCAGUCAUAAUUAUCAUUUGCAUUGUAAACUCUAUGAACUAAUGUAGUCUUUGGUUGUUUGUGAAUGCUCUGAGGUUAUUUCGCUGGAGGCUGCUUUUUACAUGAUGAUUACAGUGCAAACCUUGGAAACUGUGGUCUGAUGGAAGAUAAUAGAAAGUAAGCCUUCUCUUAAUUAUGUGAGAGCAUUCAUAGUUUGACUAAGAUAUACUAAGCAUCUUUUUUUAACAGUCUGCAUUAUCUUUAAAUGUUCUUCUGUUACAAUCAAAUUCUGCUUUGUAGUAUAAUAAAGAAUAACCCAAAGAG